AUGAAAUCUGAGCAUGAGUCGGUCGCAGCAGUAAGCACCUUGAGUACCCUAACCCCUCAAGGAAAUAGUUUUGAUUGCAGCAUUGGUUUUGGGGGAUUUCUUCUUGUUUCUAAAGAACGUGUGAACAUAAAUGGAGGCGUCCAGGCCCCUCUGACCCCCUCCAGCUUUGCCUGUGCCCUCAGUAGCACCAGUUUGCUUUUACAGGAGGUCCUGCUUAAGAUCCAGGAGCUUUCGAUCUUGGAUGAAUAUUCUAACUGGCUUAGGUUCCACCUUUCUUGCAACAAAGCGGCUUUUGUGAGGUGUACCCCUUCAGUUCUCUACAUUCUUCCAGGAGCAGCAGAAAAUGAUCACAUCCCAGGCCACCAGCAUAGAUCCACUGAGGUCAGUUCCCAGGACUGCAGUAAUCAUGCAUCUGGAACCGCUGUGGGCGCUGUGGAGGCAACGCAGACUCUGGCCUGGCUAAUCUCCCACGUGUACUUGCUCACAAAGUCCACGGCUGCUAAAGCUAGACCCAUCACAGCUGCAGGAACACUUGUUGUCCCUUCAGAUGUUCCUGAGGGAUCACUGUCAUUCAGGGAUGUGACUGUGGGCUUCACCCAGGAGGAGUGGCAACACCUGGACCCUGCUCAGAGGACGCUGUACAGGGACGUGAUGCUGGAGAACUACAGCCACCUCAUCUCAGUAGGGUUUUGCAUCCCUAAACCGGAAGUGAUCUUCAAGUUGGAGCAAGGAGAGGAGCCAUGGAUAUUGGAAGAAGAGUCCCCCGGCCAGAGUGUCCCAGAAUUAAUUAAUAGCAGUAGAAACUAUUCAAGAAAGAAGUUUGAUGAGUUUAACAAAGGUAGAAAAUGGUUCCAUGAUGACAAGCAUGAAGGAAUUCACUCUGAAGAGAAACCUUAUGAAUAUAAUAAAAAUGGGAAUGGCCUCUGUCUUAAUGAAGACUCUGUUCAGCAUCAAAAAAUUCAAAUUUUGGAGCAACCUUUUGAAUACAGUGAAUGUAGGAAAGCUUUCCAUGAGAAUUCACUCUUUGUUAUACAUAAGAAUCCUGACACAGGACAGAACACCUGUGAAUACACUGAAUACAGAAAAACCUUCUGUGAUAUGUCAUCUCUCUUUGCUCAUCAGAGAACACAUCCAAAAGAGAAUCAUUAUGAAUUUAAUGAAUGUGGAGAAAAUUUCUUUGAGGAAUCGAUUCUCUUUGAACAUAAUGUUCACCCUUUGAGCCAGAAGUCAGAUCUCAUUCCAAUUCAGAGAAGCCACUCAAUUAACAAUAUUAUUGGAUAUAAUGAAUGUGGAAACUUUUUCAAUGAAAAAUUAGUCUUUGGCAUACAACAGAGCAUACAAACAGGAGAAAAACCCUAUGAAUGUCAUGAAUGUGGAAAAACCUUCAACAAGAAGUCAGCCCACACAAGACAUUGGAGAACCCACACUGGGGAAAAAUCCUGUGAAUGUCAUGAAUGUGGGAAAACUUUCUGCAAGAAUUCAGACCUCAUUAAACAUCAGAGAAUUCAUACAGGGGAGAAACCUUAUGAAUGUCAAGAAUGUGGGAAAUCCUUCAGUGAAAAGUCAACCCUCACCCAACAUCAUAGAACACACACAGGGGAGAAACCAUAUGAAUGUCAUGAAUGUGGGAAAUCCUUCUCAUUUAAGUCAGUCCUUACUGUACAUCAGAAAACACACACAGGGGAGAAGCCCUAUGAAUGCUAUGAAUGUGGGAAGGCCUUUCUCAGAAAAUCAGACCUCAUUAAACAUCAAAGAACUCACACAGGAGAAAAACCUUACGAAUGUAAUGAAUGUGGGAAAUCCUUCUCUGAGAAGUCAACUCUCACUAAACAUUUGAGAACUCAUACAGGCGAGAAGCCCUAUGAAUGUACUGAAUGUGGAAAAUUUUUCUGCUACUACUCGGGUUUCACAGAACAUCAGAGGAGACAUACAGGAGAGAAACCUUUUGGAUGUAAUGAAUGUGGGAAAAACUUCCGUCAGAAAUCAGCCCUAAUUGUUCAUCAGAGAACUCACGUAAGACAGAAACCCUAUGAAUGUAAUGAAUGCGGAAAGUCAUUCUGUGUGAAGUCAAAACUCACUGCACAUCAUAGAACACACACAGGGGAGAAACCCUAUGAAUGUAAUGUUUGCAGGAAAUCAUUCUAUGUGAAGUCAAAACUUACUGUACAUCAGAGAACACAUUUGGGAAGAAACCCUAUAAAUAUAAUAAAUGAGGGAAAUCACUCUGGGUGA
Molecule: messenger RNA, 2232 nt
Organism: Lipotes vexillifer (Yangtze River dolphin)
Lineage: Eukaryota; Metazoa; Chordata; Mammalia; Artiodactyla; Lipotidae
Gene: ZNF37A
Product: zinc finger protein 37A
Exons: 6
Coding region: 1-2232 (743 amino acids)
Biological process (GO): regulation of DNA-templated transcription
Source: RefSeq, a predicted model, not a curated record